CCUUGAAAAAUGACUGCAGCCACCGGAGCUUGGGUGGGGCAGGCAAUGAGGCGACAGGAGCCUUCGAAUUUAGUUGAACCUGCCCCAUUCCGCCAGCGGCGUUCCAGGUUCAGACGGUGGCCUCGGAAAGAAACCUCAGUCAAAGGAAAGCUGAGAAUCAAGUCCCCCUCGGGAGCUUUUCUUAUCCUCGGAGUGUUUGUCGUGCUUGUGGGUGUUGGAGUGGCAGUGGCGGGCUACUGGCCAAACAAAGGACAGAGGGGAAGUGAGGAUUCCCGUUCCAGCAGCAGAGCAGUAGGAGUAAGGAACAUCUUGUCUGCCCACAGCCGGUUACAAAAUGAUCGGAUGAAGCUGCUGGGACCAGUCAUAAUGGGAGUGGGGCUUUUCAUUUUCAUCUGUGCCAACACCAUGUUGUAUGAAAACCGUGAUAAGGAGACUCGUUUGCUCCUGACUCAGCAAAUUAUGGAUUCUAUGAUGGCUGUGAGCCAGUCAGCAGGGCAAGAUGGCAUAGAGGACAGGAACACUCAUGGAUUGACUGGCAUGGGCUCUCCUGAUUUAAAUAUCCGAUGCCUGGAUGUGCUGAGUGGAUCAGAUUCGCCGACAAUGCGAGCAAAGUCUGAUCAUGUGGCCAAGUGGGCAGAGUGUUGCAGGCCAACUAUCCUGCAAACCCAAGUGCAGUUCAUUCAGCAAAAGGAACAUUCCCCUUCACUGUCCCUUCAUAGCAUCCACUCUGAUUCAUGCAACUCCAGUGACGGAAAUGUCCACAUCCUUUCGUGUGCAGAGGAUAUGCCUGGCACUCCCAUUUCAGCUGCUAGUGCGCUGUUGCUUCCUGUGAUCAAAGUUAACAACUGGCCAAUUGAAUCCGGAAAUGGGUUCCACGGAGUGACGGUGCAGUCUGCUGAAACUCCUACAGAGAUUCCUCCAGGUAUCGAAAGUGGCACGGCUGUGAUAGGAGACAAUUUUAGCAGAGGUCAUGUUGUAGUAAACAUGGAUUCCUUCCCAGUGCAAAAUGUGUUGACCAAAAAGCUCUGCCCUCCAGAACUAAGCAGGAAGGAAUUUACCUCAGACACUCAUAUUAAUAUGGCGGGCCAUUCCAAAUCUUUAGAUUUAGGCCAAGUUGGGUUACAUUUAGUAGCUCCUAUGGAGGAGAGGAAAAACCGCAGCUGGCCUCGGUUAGACCUUUGCAAUAUCAAGUGGUAUACAAAACUGGGAGAAAGGGAGGACACAAUGGAUAAGCUUUUGGAUCAGUUGGAGCAGCAGUUAUAUCAGUGGGAGCAGAACUGUAAUGAAACGUGAGGAGGACCAAGAUGAAGCUAGAAUGAUCUUCCAAGAAAGCUGGAAGUGACAAUAAGUAAUCACCAUUUUGAAGAAGUCAGUCAAAUCUUUUUAUAAGAGGUAGAGCCUUUCAGCUGUAAACUCCUCACCGUGAGGAGUUUAUAUUCACAUGGGAAAACGUUCACCUACAGUACCUGUACUUGCGAGGAGGUUUAGCUUUCAUUUUUUUCUUAUUGAUGUAGAAUAUUGUUGUGUUUUAAAAGAGUUGCUUUGUCUGAAAAUAUUUAUAGAAUGCUCAAUCAAAUAUAUUUUUGCAAAAAGAAACAA
Messenger RNA from Erpetoichthys calabaricus (reedfish), 1599 nucleotides. RefSeq names its product transmembrane protein 200A-like. The coding region runs from base 10 to 1293 and encodes 427 amino acids. The transcript has a single exon. The record is from RefSeq and is a predicted model, not a curated record. NCBI's taxonomy places the organism in Eukaryota, Metazoa, Chordata, Cladistia, Polypteriformes, Polypteridae.